Brassicogethes aeneus is the source of this 2103-nucleotide messenger RNA. The record is from the annotation of a GenBank genome assembly. Lineage: Eukaryota; Metazoa; Arthropoda; Insecta; Coleoptera; Nitidulidae.
AUGCCGCUACGAAGGGUGGGCGGGGGUGUGGCUGCUGGAGCCCAGGGGCCCGUUAGCAUGGCCAUGCGCUACUACCGCCUAUGGAUAUACACGUGCAACACAGCGCUGCUGGCCGGGGCGCUCGCCUUCACCGGGGCGGCCGCCCGCACCCUGCUCUUCGACUUCCGCAGAAGCCUGAUACCCUCGCUCGCGCUCUACCAGCCCUCCUUUCUCUAUGCCUACUUGGCGCUGAUGACGCAAGGCGGCGCUCUGCAGCUGCUAGGCUGCAUGGCGGCGGUGAAGCUGAGCGAGAAGCUACUCAACGCCUAUUGGCUCUUGCUGUUGGUGCUGCUGUUCGGCGAUAUCGUGCUGGGCGCGUUUUGGGCCUUCAGAUUCGAACGUAUUUGCCAGGAGUUGAAACCUGCUCUACGAAUACGGUUUCAACAAGAUUAUGGGCAACACACCGAGAUUACGGCCUUGUGGGAUAGGCUGCAAAGUGAGGACAAGUGCUGCGGUGUCAAUACCUCUAGAGAGUUAGUCGUAACGGGAAACAACACUGUACGAUGGGAGAUUCCGGACAGUUGCUGCAUAGAUCCUCCGAACAUGAACAGCACUAGAUGCGAAAACUUCUACACUACAGGAUGCGACGAGAUUCUACUAGCGUAUUUAAGAAAAACCGCCUCUAUCCUAGCGAUACUCGGCUACUGCGUGCUAGCCUUUCUAAAAAUGUGCUUCCUCGGCAUUCUAAGGUACGAAAUCCGCGAGAUGAUCCAAAAAAUACGCAUCCUGAAAGCGGAGCUAGAUCUACCGAACGCGAACGGCGCGGUCCCUGGCACUCUCAGAGCGGAGAGCGCAGAAAGCGAAAGGGAAUCCCUGUUGAUUCGCCCCGAGAGCACGGCACUGCUUUCGUCGCCGCCGGCUCAAACGAAGAACCCGAACGGCAACAACAACUACGAGAUGCGGGAGUACCGCAGCCACGACAACAUAUGACUAAAGUAUCGCCUCGAGGGCCUUUUCAACCGCGGCCGGUGGGGUCGCGUGAAGAAGGGCCCUCUGGCUACGCCCCUGGAGGAGAUCUUCAAGAGGAAACCGCGCGCGAAGGUACGCGACGACCCCUGCUGAGAGUGGGAGCUUGCCGCGACCGCGGAGACGAUGGUGUAAAGUGAUUUGAGCUCGCCGGCAUAUACAUAAACUUUACUAGAGUAAUUCAUUUUAGCUUCCUAGAUGCAGUCGACAAGUAUACGAUCUCUUUGAAAUUGAGAUGUUUCGAUUAUAUAUCUAUUUUCUUAAUUGAUUAAGGGCCGGUUUAUCAAUCGUUGUUUAAGUUUCAGUUAGUCUAUCUGACAGUUAAAGUCUAUAUCGAUCGUUAAGAGAUGGAGAUUAUCUGCCAGAUAACUAAAUGCAAUUUUAAAUGCACAUUGAUAAACCGGCCCUAAACUGACAUUCAAAGGGGCUAUACCAAUAUUUUACCGCAAUGAAUCGCCAAGUCACAAUAUCGGUUCUAUAGGAUAAUGAUAAUUAUGUGAAGUGUAUAUAUAAAAAACGUUUCAACAUGUGAUAGACAUUGCAAUUUGAGUUAUUGUGGCCUGACGAUUUUAUUUAAAGCUAACGCGGCAGUUAUGACUCUUUGGCCAAAAUUAUGGUUUAACCAAAUUUAAAUCAUCUUGAUUUACAAAAUUUGAUUGAUUUGUCUUGCCGCAUAUAGUGAAUGAGCCUUAUUAUAGUAUGAUACUGUCCAGAAACUUCUGUCAAACAAACCACAAAUUUCUAAGAAAGCUAGAGUUAUUUUCUGUCACCAUAAUAUACAGGAUGUUUCACAUUCGUGGUCCAUUAAAAGAUUCUGCGGAACGGCAAAAGAUAUCGAUAUCGAAAUUUUUUAAGCAUUUAUAACACGGUUCAACCCAAAUUUUCCUGCCAUGAAAAUUUUUAACAGAUUUAAAAAAUAAUGGUUAAAAAAACGUACCCGUAUUUCACCGUUUCACGAAAUCACGUCAUUUAAAUUUUUUACACAGCCAUUCUUAUUAUUUUAACCUAAACAGAUAUUUAAUUCUCUAUUUUGUUUAAAUUAUUUUUUUUCUUCAAUUUUUUAUGUUUUUACAUAAUACAAAAAUAUACUUAAAGAAA